Messenger RNA from Rattus norvegicus (Norway rat), 10682 nucleotides. RefSeq names its product contactin associated protein family member 5B (gene Cntnap5b). Gene Ontology annotation, molecular function: calcium ion binding. The record is from RefSeq and is a predicted model, not a curated record. Lineage: Eukaryota; Metazoa; Chordata; Mammalia; Rodentia; Muridae. Gene Ontology annotation, cellular component: membrane.
GAGAGAGCUGGGGGCGGUGCUAUGCAGAUAGCGCCUAUGAGGAGCUGUCCGCCACUCUGGUGCUGAAUCCAGCUUUAAUUCUGUAAAAGGUGCUUUCAGCUAUUGGUGGAGCUGGGCGCCAAAAGCUGCCCUCGAGUUUGGAUAUGAUCCUUUAAGAAAGAGAAUCCACGGAAAGAGACAUUUGGAAGAACUGUAAACCUCGGUCACACCUUGCAGCUCUCGGUGGAGUUUCGGUGCAGCAUCUGAAGAGCAGAAUGGAGUGAAGGAGGCCAGGAUCUGUUCAAGGUGUGUGGGGAGGGGGUCCGACUGUGAAGGAGAAGAAGCAGAGGAAGAGAAAGAAAAAGAGAAGAAAACGAAUGCUGGUGUCUGCAAAUUUGGGAUUCCAUUGGAAAAGAUCACUCACUCGGGGGAAAUGGAUUUUGUACCAAGACUGAACAGCGUUUUGACUUUGGUGCUGUCUGGUUUGUGGCAUUUUGGAUUAACAGCGACAAAUUACAACUGUGAUGACCCUUUGGCCUCCUUUCUCUCACUGAGAGCUUUCUCCAGCUCCUCCGAUGUCACUGGAAGUUCCAGCCCCGCUCACCUCAACUGGAGAAUGGGAACAGGUGGUUGGUCCCCAGCAUAUUCCAAUGCCCAACAGUGGCUCCAGAUUGAUCUUGGAAACAGAGUGGAGAUUACAGCAGUGGCCACUCAGGGAAGAUAUGGGAGUUCUGACUGGGUGACAAGCUAUCGUCUCAUGUUCAGUGACACUGGACACAACUGGCAGGAGUACAAACAAGAAGACAACAUCUGGACAUUUGUAGGAAACAUGAAUGCUGACAGUGUGGUUCACCACAAGCUGCUGCACUCUGUGAGAGCCCGCUUUGUUCGCUUUGUGCCCCUGAAGUGGAAUCCAGAUGGAAAGAUAGGCAUGAGAAUGGAAGUCUACGGAUGUUCCUACAGAUCAGAUGUAGCUGACUUUGAUGGCCAUAGCUCACUAUUGUAUAGGUUCAAUCAGAAGACAAUGAGCACCCUCAAAGACAUGAUUUCCCUGAAGUUCAAGAGCAUGCAAGGAGAUGGAGUUUUGCUCCAUGGGGAAGGACAACGUGGAGACUACAUUACCCUAGAACUCCAGAACGGCAGACUUGCUCUAUACUUAAACUUAGAUGGAGGCCAAGCUCGGCUCAGCAGCAUUGCACCCUCAGCCAUUCUGGGUAGCCUUCUGGAUGACCAGCAAUGGCACUCAGUUCUCCUGGAACGUGUGGGCAAGCAGACAAACUUCACUGUGGACACAAACACAGAGCACUUCCAGAUCAAGGCUGAGACCGAUGCUCUGGACAUCGAUUAUGAACUCAGUUUUGGAGGAAUUCCAAUACCAAGCAAACCUGGGACCUUUUUAAAGAAAAGCUUCCAUGGCUGUAUUGAAAACCUUUACUACAAUGGAGUGAACAUAAUUGACUUGGCUAAAAGACGAAAGCAUCAGAUCUACUCAGUGGGCAAUGUCACUUUUUCCUGCUCAGAACCACAAAUUGUCCCCAUCACAUUUGUCAAUUCCAGGAGUAGUUAUUUGCUGCUGCCCGGCACUCCACGAAUUGAUGGUCUGUCAGUGAGCUUCCAGUUUCGAACAUGGAAUGAGGAUGGUCUGCUUCUGUCCACAGAGCUGUCUGAAAGCUCAGGGACCCUGCUGCUCAUCCUGGAGGGUGGGACUCUGAGACUCCUUAUUAAGAAAGUGGCAGGACAUGGAACUGAAAUCAUCACAGGCAGUGGCUUGAAUGAUGGCCUCUGGCAUUUUGUCAGCAUCAAUGCCAGAAGAAAUCGUGUUACUCUCACACUGGAUAAUGAUGCUGCGUCCCUGCCUCCAGACAUCUCCUGGCUACAGAUCUAUUCUGGAAAUAGUUACUACUUUGGAGGGUGCCCUGACAAUCUCACCGAUUCCCAAUGCUUAAACCCCAUUAAGGCUUUCCAAGGCUGCAUGAGGCUCAUCUUUAUUGAUAACCAGCCCAAGGACCUCAUUUCAGUUCAGCAAGGUUCCCUGGGGAAUUUUAGUGAUUUGCACAUUGAUCUGUGUAGCAUCAAAGACAGGUGUUUGCCAAACUACUGUGAACAUGGAGGACACUGUGUUCAAACAUGGACUACCUUCUACUGUAACUGUAGUAACACUGGUUACACAGGAGCUACCUGUCAUGACUCCAUCUAUGAGCAAUCCUGUGAGGUGUACAGACACAGAGGGAACAACACAUCUGGGUUUUUCUUUGUUGACUCUGAUGGCAGCGGGCCACUGGAACCACUCCAGUUGUACUGCAAUAUUACUGAGGAUAAGAUCUGGAUGACGAUUCAGCACAACAUCACAGAGCUGACUCAAGUACAGGGUUCUAAUGCAGAGAAACCCUAUUCUAUGACCUUAAACUAUGGUGGCAGUAUGGACCAGCUGGUGGCUCUGAUUGAUGGCUCAGAGUACUGUGAACAGGAGGUGACAUACCACUGCAGGAGAUCUCGCCUGCUGAACACACCAGAUGGAGCCCCAUUCACCUGGUGGAUUGGAAGGUCCAAUGAAAAGCACCACUACUGGGGAGGUUCUGUUCCUGGAAUCCAGAAGUGUGGAUGUGGGCUGGAGCAGAGCUGUCUGGACAUUGGACACUUUUGCAAUUGUGAUGCUGACACAGAUGAAUGGGCCAACGAUACUGGCUUUCUUUCCUUCAAGGAUCACUUGCCUGUAACUCAGAUAAUUAUCACUGAUACAAACAGAUCAAACUCAGAAGCAGCUUGGAGAAUUGGCCCCUUGCGUUGCUAUGGUGACCGACACUUCUGGAACGCUGUCUCCUUUUCUACUGAAGCAUCUUACCUCCACUUUCCUACCUCCCAUGUGGAAUUCAGCAUUGACAUUUCCUUCUUCUUUAAAACGACUGCUUUAUCUGGAGUUUUCAUAGAAAAUCUUGGCAUUAAAGACUUCCUCCGACUUGAAUUGAGCUCUCCUUCUGAAGUCACAUUUGCCAUUGAUGUUGGGAACGGCCCCACUGAGCUCCUUGUUCAGUCUCCUUCUCCUCUGAAUGACAACCAAUGGCAUUACAUCCAGGCUGAGAGAAACCUUAAGGAGACUUCCUUGCAAGUAGACAACUUUCCAAGGAUUAUGAGAGAGACCACAGAGAAAGGCCAUUUCCAACUUCAAUUGAAUAGUCAAAUGUUUGUAGGAGGAACAUCAUCAAGACAAAAAGGCUUUCUUGGAUGCAUCCGUUCCCUACACUUGAAUGGGCAGAACAUAGAUCUGGAGGAGAGGGGAAUGGUCACUUCUGGAGUCAGACCUGGUUGUCCAGGUCAUUGCAGCAGCUAUGGAAACAACUGCCACAAUGGGGGAAAGUGUGUGGAGAAGCAUAAUAGCUACUCCUGUGACUGUACCAAGUCUCCAUAUGAAGGACCUUUCUGCCAGAAAGAGAUUUCAGCUCUUUUUGAUUCUACCACCUCCAUUACAUACAUGUUUCAAGAACCAUACCCGGUGUCCAAGAACACAAGCACCUCAUCUUCAGCAAUCUACACAGAUACAGUUCUGUCUAAGGAAACCAUUUUGCUGAGUUUUGUGACAGCACAAGCUCCAACCCUCUUGCUCUACCUCAAUUUCUCUACUCCGAGUUUUCUGGCUCUUCUGCUCUCCAGGAAUGGAAGUUUACAGAUUCUAUAUCACCUAAGCAAAGGAGAAAGUCACAUGUUUACUGUCAGCACAGAGAAUCUUGCCAACAGAAGAGUGCACCAUGUGAAAAUGAACAGAGAUGGGACAGAACUUUCCAUUCAGAUGGACCAGCAACUCUUCAGUUAUAACUUCCCCCUGGAAGCUGAGUUCUUGACAGUGAGGUCACUCAUCUUAGGCAAAGUUACAGAGACUCUUGGGUUGGAUCCACGAGUUGCUAGAGCAAACUCCUUGGGUUUCAUUGGAUGCCUUUCAUCAGUUCAAUACAAUCACAUAGCGCCAUUGAAAGCAGCCCUCCGGCAUGCGAGCAUCGCACCUGCGACUGUCCAAGGGAGCUUGAGAGAAUUCAGCUGUGGCUCCAUGGUGGACUCUGAUGUGAAUGCAGUGACCACUGUGUAUUCUUCAUCAGAUCCCUUUGGAAAGACAGAUGACCAUGAUCCACUCACAAAUGCAGUCUUAAGUGACUCAGCAGUUAUUGGAGGUGUCAUAGCAGUGGUAACAUUUAUCACUUUUUGUGUCAUUGGAAUCAUGACCCGCUUCCUCUAUCAGCACAAGCAGUCACACUGUACCAGUCAGAAGAAGGAGAAGGAAUACUCAGAAAACUUGGACAGUUCCUUUAGACAUGACAUUGAUUUGCAAAGCACAACCAGCAAGUGCAAACGGGAAUACUUCAUCUGAGAUGCUACAGGGUCACCUGGUCCUUUUUAUUGUGGUGUUUCCUUUUUUAAGAGACUAAUUCUCUUCUCUUCACUGCUUUUUUUUCUUUAAGCAUUUUCCUUCUCACAUUUUUCCUUGAUUUUAGAAAACACAUACAUCCACCAAAAGCACUCAUCUCCUUACCCAGCUCAGGAGAUCCGGUAGCUGUGGCUGCUGUAGUCCACUUACAUAUGUUGUUGUGAAAAUGACCACUGGAGACACAGGCUUCACUAUUGUAAAAAAGGAAGAGACACAUAUGCAUAUAUGCACAUUCUACAUUUGUUAUCAAAUUUCUAAACUUUACUCUUGAGUUUCUCAGGCAGGUAGUCUUGCCAUAUUCUAUUAUACUUUGAGCUCUGCAGUGUUCACCUUUAACAUUUAUUCUUGUACAAUAACAUAUUGUUAGGCAGUAUGACUUUAGAAAAGGAAAGGAUGUGUGUGUGUGUGUGUGUGUGUGUGUGUGUGUGUGUGUGUGUGUGUGAAUCUAAAUCGAGUAUCCAGGACAUUUUUCCCGAAGGCAUGGCUCAGGGAAAAGAGUCUAAUUAAUGUCUGAAUUCUGACGAGGCAACAAUCCUUUCUCCUGCCUGUAGCCACUAAUAUCUGAAAGAAUCUGAUUUCAUGAGGGGGUGGCAAAACUUGGCUUCCUUGAGAGAUAGUGGCUAUGGGUCUGCACAGAACAUGGCAUGGAAGCUCUUCAUAGCAUCUGCCAAAACAGAGGGACAAUACUCAGUGUGCCUCAACUAUAAGAACUCCAGACUGGGGGACACAAGCAGAGGGAGAUUUUUCUAGCCUGCUUGUUUUGGUGGCUUUUGAAAAGGAAAAAGACAUAUUUACUAUAGUUUAAUGUCCACACCAUAAGUAGUUCCGUGACUUCAUUGGUCAUCCUGUCCACAGAGUUUUAGUGACUUCUGAUAUUGAGUUAAUGAAUAAUGAGCAGGCACUUUGCUCUUCUCUUGGUAUGCAGUUUUGAGGCAUGAAUAUGGAUAUAGUACCCUGAAACAGCUAUGAGGAUGUAACUGCUCCUCUAACUUUGCAGCUGCAUUUUCUACAUUACUAGAACAUAUAACCUAUGUUAUUUCUAAGAUUGCAGCACUGUAAUAAAAGUUAUACAUAUAUAUGGAUUGGGGCAGCACAAACAGAUUUUAUAUAAAAGUCUAAACUGGUUCCAUGAAAGGGCUGAGGCAAUCUUAACUCAGCAUCCUCAGUAGAAAAACUGAAAAAAAAAUGAAAAGUUUCAUUAAAAAUGAGAAAUACCUAAGUGAUUUACCCUUGUCCAUUUAAUUCAGAAAGAUCUCGUAAAGAAAUAAUGUGUAGGUUAGCAGAAUUCACAUUCUAGAAUACAUGUAAUGAGUUCACUCUGGCAACUGAGCUAUUUCCCUAGAGGCAAGUGACAGAAUUUUCUGUGAGGUACCUGUAGGUGAGAGUAUUUUAAGGGAGUCUUUAGAUUAUGAAGUACAUUAUGUCUGUACCUGCACUCAAUACACAUGUCUGCCCCAUGAAUUUUUUUUGUGCCUAAAUAAGGUUAUAAAAUAUCUCAUGUUUUGGGUUCUUUUGGUGGCAAAACAUGCAAUUCAUCUAAACAGGCAUGUUGAAUUUAUGAGUGAGUAAUCUUGACCAUUUUAUGGUAAUGAUAUUCUUAAUUCUGCCCUGGGACCACCUUAGAAAAAGACAAGGUGGGGUCACAUCUAAAGACUGCAGACCUUACUUAAUGCUAGAAGAAAAAUCUUUGAAGAAGAAAGUACUGGCUAAUUCAUAUUGCAGGGCUGACAUGAUUUGAAGAACACUUACUUGCCAGUCAGUAGGCCAUCUUCUUAGUAAGUAUCCUACCUCUGACAUUUCAGCAUUUUCCGGGGCAAAGAGGUUCAAAUGAAGCCCUCACUGACAUCAAACAGUUUCAAAUAUAUAGUUUUUCUUCCCUUGAAAAGCAAAAGAAUUAAGAAUUGAGUGUGACACAGUCCACAACUAUGAGAUAUUGUCCUAAAUAUAUGUUAUUUCUUUAAAUUUUUACAUGGAUUCUGGCAUACCCUCUUUUUUGUUUAGAAUAUCACUCUCUUUUUGCUACUGAAUUUAUUUUAUAGCAAUUCUAACAAACAUACCCUUUAUAAUUUUUUCUAUCUUUAAUAAGAGACAUGAUCAUUUAAUAAAAUGAGAGAUAUUGAGAAUCUAUUUCCUUCUCCACCUCCAGGUGUCGUUUCUACUUUUGAAUUUUAUGGCUUUAUAAAGGGCAAUAUAAAUCACAUUUUUCCUUGACUGCAUAUUUUUCCAUUAUCAGAAAUGUAAGUCAUGUUGAAGCUUAGUUCUAAGCACUUCUAGUAGUGAAAUAAGAAGUAAAAUAAGAGUAUUCACACUGGAAUAUUUUCUUACUAGAGUUCUUAGAAGCAAGCACCAUAUUUUGUCCACAUGAUGUUGACAGAUAGAAUUGAAGUUAAAGCUACCUAAAGAGUAUGGUUUUCUCAUCCACUAAUUCUAGACCGUCAUGUAGGGGAAUGCAUGAAGUUGGUCUCUGCCCUCUGCAUAGCACACAUUCUACUGGUUAUGUCUCUGGAAGUCCAGGCUUUGCAGAUCAGAAUACUGGGCAUGUAACAAAAUGGUAGAUACAUGCCAAAUUGCUGUACUAUUGUAAUUAGUCUCAGGGCUAAUUCAAAAUUUCCUCACAACCACAUAACAAACACCAGAUGAAAAUGUAGUAAUCCGCAUCCUCCUACACUGAAUGCCAUCAAAGUUAGAAACAGGAGCCAGUGUUAGAGUCUAUUUGGUUCAUGCAAUUUUUCAAUUGUGUUGUAGCACACAACAGCAAUUGAAUUCUACACACAGCACAAGGUAGCAGAAAGCAAAGACUGUGAAUAUUCAAUGUGCAAAACAUUUCCAGGGGCCUCUAGAAGCCAACACAUUUUUUGAUAAUUCUUAGAAUUUCAUGUCUUAUUUGUUAAUUCUACCAGACAUGGUUGCUUUGUUACUCUUCCUCAAGCCAUGUGACUUCCCCUGCCUACAAAUGUCUUUAGAAGAUGCUAAAUGGACUCCUUAGAGAGAAAAAGAACAAAUGGUACUGGUAUCAACUCUUAAACUCAGUUUCUGUGAACAGGGUUCACUUGGUAGCUCUUUCUGGUUUGAGGCUCUAUUAUAAAUCAGGGUGGCCUCAAAUCUAUGAGAGACCCACCUGACUCGGACAAGGUGUGGACCAUUUUCUCUGCCUAUAUCAAAUAUAUUUGAGAAGACGUUAAAUUUCCUAUGUUUUUGUUAAGGCAUUUCAAAUGUAUGCCUCUGCAUAUGGCAGACCCAUAUGUAGCCUGGAGACAGAAAAGAACAGUCACUCCUUUCACUCCCUUCUGCGUUCACUUCUUUGAUGUACAUCCAUUUAUACCAUGGCUCCUUUAGAUUUCUCUUUGGCUGUGUGGUACCCUGACAUCGUUCAAAACUUCCCAUUCUGCCCUAGAAAAUUAUAUGACUAUAUUUAGGGAAAACUCUUAAAAUUAUAAGUUAUCUACUGAGGGAAUGAUUUAUUUAUGUGUCGUAUAUCUAAAUGAAGUCACACUUUUGUGUUCUACACAGAAAUUUCUAGCUCUCUGAAGGCCAUGCAUGUUGUUUUUUCAUUUGGUAUCAUCUCAUUUAUAAGACUCACACUGGGAAAUGGCAUUCAUAACAUCCCCAUGGGAUCUAUGGACAUGAGCAUUAAUCCGAGGAACGAUUCCUUUGUUAGAUUUUUUUCCAACUGCUUCACUUCUUUUAAAUUUUGUAGAGCUAUACUACAAUUACAAUAUAAUAGCAGCUUAAUAAGAGGAUUUGACACCAGUAAAGUCCAGCUAUGAAUCAUCCCUAAGACUAUUGCUUGGGUAUGCUUGGUUCUCAACAGUCCUAUAGGCCAUGAUUCAAAUAAAAGAAUAAAUCAGCAUGUAAUGUUGUACCUGGUAGUGGAAAAGGAUGUUAAUGGAAGGGUGGUGCAGGCAGAUGUGAACACUCACAUUUGAAGGAUGACGGAGUGCUGUUUCAUGUCUCUCACACAGAAAUGUUUUCUUUACAAGACUCAUAGUUUAUCUGAAUCAUUUCUGUAUACUAGUUCUUGGGGCUUUCUCAACCUCUCUCAGGUUUUAUGAACAGUCAAUCUCAAGUCAUUUGUUUUGAAAAUGUUUGUUGUUCUUCUUUCUCAACUCUUUAUUCACAGAUUUUAAAUAGUUGAUCCACCCGAAAGGGAAGAAUGUACCACAUGGACACAUAUGUGCAGAGACACACAUACAUGGAAUAAAAAAUAAAGGGCUGUUUCUUGAGCACCAUAUAGGAAAUUAUAUCUGUACCUACUUGGUAGGGAGACAAGUAUCACCACUUUGUUUUUGAAGUCCUUUAAAUGCCUCAGUCAAAGUUCUAAUGAUUAUUUUUGCCAUUUUUGUAUGAUGUCCCCCUUUUUAUUUUGCACCGAGGUGCUCUGUGGAAGGAUAAGAAGCACAUUUUUUAGUAAAAGAGUGAACUUUGUAUGCUACUCCUAUAUCAUUUGUAAUGUCUAUAAUCUACAAAGCUGUAACAUAGACAUGAACAAGCCUUAGGUACCAGUGGGCUUUUGUGUUAGAGUAGACUGGAUGGGGUCCUUCAAGUAAGAUCAGGUUAUUCAUGGAACACAUGAUGGCUGCUGGAGGUAAAGAGAGGUUGAACUUCCAACAUGCAGUGAGGAUGGUUCCUAUUCACAUUUUCCUGGAUCUUAACUCAGGUGUCUCUUUCCUGUAUUUGUCUUAUAAUUUGGGGAAGAGAAAAUAUUAUGGGCCCUGUGUGAGAAAUAUUUUACUCAUCUUCAUAUAGCAUUUUCACCCUAUCCUGCAGAAUUUCAAGUUUUAUAUUUUACGAAUAUAGUCCAGGAAUGCUUUGAAAAUAUCACCACCGUGAUUUCACCUUCUCAGUGUUUGCAUCCUAAUGGCAGCCUUAAGUAAAAUAAAUGAUGAUCAAGAUCUUCAUGUCCAUUGCCUUUAACAAAAUGCUCCAUGGAUGAAAAGUAAGGAAAUGUAGGAAUCUGUGUAGUGGACCUUCCUUGGUCAUGCCUUCUUGGCAUACAUAGUGCUAGAAAAGUAUGUCACUCUCCACCCACAACAGUGUGUAUUUCAGACAGCCACCACUUGACACUCUGUGAGAAGUCUUUGUUCAGUGCUCCUCAGGGUACAAGAAAAGUUCUCAUCAAAUAGCAAUUUAAAAUUAGAAGAUUAGUCCCAAAUUAUGUCUAAGCUGACAUGUGACAGUAAUUACAGUUUGUUCAUAAUUUCGUCAACAUUAUCCUGUGCCAUGCUUCACAUCCCAGCAGUAAAUCUCAAAGGACAUAAAAGCGGCAUGAGGUAUGCAGAAACAGCCUUCAGCUACCCUAAAGCCAUCUUGAAUGUCCUGUCUAGAUACAGCCUUAUUCAUAGCAACUUUACAGGAUGAAAUGAGUGGGCCUCUAACCAGGUAUACUUUCACAUUAUUGUCAGCCAUAUCCUAAAGGCAUACAUGAAGUACUAGCUUAAUAUUUUCUCUUUUAAUGGCAGGACCAAGAAGUAUAAUCUUGUCAUGCCUUAAAUACUCUUGCAAAAAAGAAUUAAAUAAAUGUAUCUUACUUAAAGUAGUUUCGUUGUGUCAUGAGAAAUACUUCAUAUUUGGUGAUGAUCAAUGCCAGUAAUUUUUUCCUGAACUUGGCAGUAUGUCGGCUUUCUAAUAGCCCAGGCUUUCUUUAGCAGACAAUUCCUAUUGCCAGCUAGUCUAUGGUUGGAUAGUAGAAUAUAAGGAAAUGAAGACAUGUGACACAUUCUAAUUAUACUAGUAUAGUAGUCAACAGUUCACAUUUGGUUCAUAAAAUUUCCAGAUCCCUAAUACAAAGAAUUACUAUGUUUAUUUCAAAGGAGAAAUGAGAGUCUUUCUGGCAUGGCCAGGACUAAUUUUUUUUUUUCAGAAUGAAAGGGUGAUUUCUUUAAAAUAAGUAACAAUAUGUAGAAGGACUUUCCCAAAUACGUAAAAGGCUUUCUUUUGAUAACAACACAACAGAGGCAAAGCAGACCAUUUACUUUCCAAUUAGCUGGAGACUCCUUUUUUUUUUUUUUUUGAUAUUAUGGUUUUUGUUCCUGUAUAAGAAUCUUCAAUCACAUGUGAUGUUGCAUCAUUCCAAAUCUGUUUGUAGGCCAUGUAAGAGGUCUUAAUACAUUCUAUGGAGAAAGUUAAUGUUAGACUUAGAUCUCUUUGUUUUCUACGUUUUUAGCAGUACAAAAGAAAAACUUACAUGUAAAUAUUGUAUAUUUAAUAAAGAGAAACUUUUGUAUACUUUUGUGUGUGACACAAAUAUGUCUUGCUGUGCUGUUCUUUCAUUAAAGAAGUAUCAAAUAAU